Molecule: messenger RNA, 2743 nt
Organism: Branchiostoma floridae (Florida lancelet)
Lineage: Eukaryota; Metazoa; Chordata; Leptocardii; Amphioxiformes; Branchiostomatidae
Exons: 3
Coding region: 29-1087 (352 amino acids)
Source: RefSeq, a predicted model, not a curated record
GCAAGAAGAAUCAGACCGUCCCGUGGACAUGGCGGUGCACACGGCGGACGGUCGUGCCAAACAGACAAACACGACACAGGGAACAAGCCGGAACAUCUUUUCACAAGAGAACCUGGUACCCACCUCUGGGGGGGUUACCGACAGCACCCCCCUGGUGAACACCCCCUUGCCCUCCGGAGUUACCGAUAACACCCCCCUGGCCGGGAGAGAAGGGCAGAGGCAGGAUGAUAAGGUACCAGACAGCGACGCGGCAUUAGCGAGGCAGGAGUCUGUUGUGAUACGUGCAGACUCGCCGACACAGGACGGAUCCGAAACACGACAAACGGAGUAUAUCAGUGAGGCGAUGCUGCUUCGUCAGGAGGAUGCACCGCCGCGGAGCGUGUCGGUACCGUACACACGACACGACCUGGCAAGGUCAGACGUCCCGCUCACCAUGACCUUCAUGAGGCCGGAGAACCUGCUGACCGACAGGAGGUCAGAGUUCACGGACAGAAGGUCAGAGUUCACAGACAGAAGGUCAGAGUUCACGGAGAGCCAGGGGAGCGGUGAGCCGAGAACGUUCUCUGCGUACGAGCGGCAGGAGUCGGGGACCCCCCACGGAGACAGUCUGGACAGGAUGGGAGCGCUGCAGGCUCACGUGGCAGCAGACGGGGCAUCCCGCACUCUCGACCCUCUGACCUUUGACCGGGACCACUUUGCGCACAUGUACCGGCGCGACUUCCUGCAGCAGCAGCGAGAGAUGUUCGAGCGCAGCGGGGUCAACGUCCCCACCACGACCCUGAUGACCUUGGUGGAGCCGGCGGUUCCCGUGAACCUGGCACAGGACCGGGGGGCGGCGCAGGACCGGUCACCGGGCGGGGCAGUCGUCAGGGGGUUCCCUCGUAGCACCAGCCCUGCCCGGGACGCACCCCGGGAAACCCCGCCGCUCAGCUCCUUUUCACCUCUGUCCCGGUUGCCGUGGGAACCGCCACUCCCGUUCCAGCGACAGCAUCCAAACGCGCAGCCGCACGUCAACAGGGAGCUGAGCCGCGAGGCCGAACUGCUGCUGUCGUUCUCACAGACACCCGGGGACAUGAACAUGCAGUAAGGUCAUCUCAAGGUCAAAUAUUCUAUGUGUUCCGGAAAUGUUGUGUCAAGGUCAAAUACUGCUGCUGUCCUUUACAGACACACAGGGACAUGGACAUGCAGUAAGGACACUCAAGGUUAAAUAUCCCAGGUAUAAAGUUACAUCACUUUCUGAAAAGGUCAUGUCAAGGUCAAUUAUCCUACAUCUAAAGAUACAUAACAUUCAUGGUGAGGUGUCCUACAUCUAAACAUACACCACAAGUUACAAGAAAGGUCAUCUCAAGGUCAAGUGUCCAUCCACUUUCACCUUUGACCCAUUUUCUGUGGCAACCACUCUGGUUCCAAGGGCAGCUUCCAAACAUGAAGGUCAUCUGAAGGUGAAACAUCCUGUACAUUCCUAUAUUUAGGUGAAUAAGAACAAUAGCUUGUAUAAUUAUUAUAGAAGAACGUCCUUUCUGGAUAUAUAGUAUACUGAAGAAGGUUAGACACCAAGUACAUUUCUAGGUAAGAAAGUCUCACAAAAUUAAUUUAGAAAUUGUUCUUUAUGUUAGUUUAAGGUAAAGCUCAAAAGUGUCAGCCUUUUGAAGUUUCUGUAUCUGUAUCUAUAUAGCCGGUAUAACCGCCGUUCGGCGUAACACACCAGCUUCUGUAUCUGUAUCUAUAUAGCCGGUAUAACCGCCGUUCGGCGUAACACACCAGCUUCUGUAUCUAUAUAGCCGGUAUAACCGCCGUUCGGCGUAACACACCAGCUUUGCAGGCACGCGGCGCGGCAAGUUACAAAAUUGGUACAAAAUUACACAAACAUUUUGUGUAUUACAUUUAUAUGUAAAGUAAAACUUGGAGAUAAUUAUAUGUGCAUUACUAUUAUUCCUUGUUUUUCUAGUUAGAAUCUGUCUUACUUAGGGUUACAUAAGACAAUUUCUGUUCAUAUAUAUAUAUAUAUGUUCAUAAAUGUCAUUAUAGGGUUGUUACCAUUGUGUUGCCAUGGUUACAUUGCCAUGACAACAUGAUGCUUACAUGGCUGGUGCUAAGAUCCAAGGAUCGAAUUUCAUGAUGCAAUGAUGUCAUUGCAGUUGUAUAUAAAGGUAUGUAUCUAAACAUUUCCUUACAAGUAGUUUGGGGUUAGUAAGGGCUAUCAUAGAUGUUAUUAACAAAAUAGUGUUUGUAAGACUAUUACUGACAGAAUUCAAAUGUUGUUAACUAUAGUAUACUUAUUAGAUAAGAGUGUAUUUUAAAUAGUAGUAAUACUUAGUCAUCAAGCAUUUGCUACUUGCUAGGAACCUUAUUGUUUUCUUCUGUAUUCAAUUAUAAGCUGUACUCUUAGCACAAAAACGAAGGUCUGUGCACUGAAAUGGCUUCAAAUGUUACUGCAAUACUUUAAUUUUAAGCCUUGAUAUACAAGAAAGAAACAGUAGAAUUGAUCCAACUAAGCUACAUGCAUGGUGUGUGUUCAUGGCGUCACAGGUACCAGGAUUGUUGGUUGAGCCUGGAAGAGUCGAUAGACGAAUAUGCUGAUAUAUGAAUGCAAUAAUCAUGACUGUUUGUUGGACAAAAGACAUAGAAGCUAGCCAGGUGAUGAAGCUGUAUUCUUGCUGUAGUUUUGGAGUAAAAUUUUAAAACAUGGGGAAACUCAGGGUUCUCAACUUACCUGUUCUACUGUGUACAAUGUCAUGUAGUU